AUGGUUCAAACGUUAUUCCACGAAAAUAUCGCUGUUUACUGCACUGACACAAAUGGCCAAACAACUAGCAAAAGCCGCAUAAUUUUGAAUUUGAAAAUAGAUGAACGACAGAAUCGAACAGAAAAGGAAUUUAUAUUUUGCAUAUCACGAGAUGAUGAUCCUUUAUUCAUAUAUACACUGUCACUUCGACGAUCUGAGUAUGAAUUGUUAAAACGAGAGCAAGAAUUAGAUGCCGAAUUCGAUGCAUUUCCUAAGAAAAUAAUCGAUUUUGUUACUUGCUUGGAUAGUAGCUGUGGAUCGCAUCUUCGGGGAGGCCUUUAUAAUGACAAUACUUUAUUCAGGCAUGUCCUUUCUUUAAUUCUUUCUUUAUCUCUUCAAAGAGUAACUGAUAAAGCUUUAAUAACGCAUCUUGUUGAAAAAAUUGUAAAAUACAAGGGAUAUUUAAAAGAGCUGGAUACUUUACGUGAUUCGUUAUCAUCAGAACAAGCGGAAAACAGAAGUUUACGAAAUUCACUGACUGCAAAAGAAAAAAUGCAUUCAGAUUGUUUGCAGAAAUGGGAAGAAGAGCGUAGUGAAAUUCUCGAUUGCAAACAUAAACUUGAAGAAAUGAACGAAGAACUUCAUGCAGAUAGACAGAUGCUUACACAAGAAGUAAGCACUUUAAAGGAAGAAGUAGUCGAUUUUCGUGAUCGAAUCGAUGAUCUUAUUGAACAAGUUAAUCAGUUGGAAGAUAGAGUGCAUGUCCUAACGGAGGAACUCGACACUUCCGAGAAUCAGCUACAUGAUUUGGAACAAAAGAAAGAGGAAUUGCAACAGGAACUAAAUGAUAGAGAUGAAGAAACUCAUAGCCGUAUGGUGCAGAUACGUAAUCUGAAAGACGCAAUAGAUGAUGCUGACAAAGAGAAUAAGGAAUUACGCGAGAAAUUACAGUUUGUUAAUGAAGAGAUAGAUCGUUGGAAAAGUGAGCACAAUAAAGCUGUUGAGAUUAUUAAAAAACUAUAUAGUGAAAAAAUUCGCCGUGUUGCUAUUGACGGUGGUGUAAUGAUGAACGAAAAAGUGAAUGACAUAGAAAAGGAUUUGGAAGAACGUAAAAAGACUAUUGAUGCUCUGACUGAUUCAAAUACACAGCUUAGGGCAAAGCUAGAAAAUUUAUCAACGGAAUGUGAACAGGCAAAGAAGGAUGCAGAGAUGUGGAGAGUCAAAUGUGAAAAAAAGGAAACAUUAAUCAAUGAUCUGAUUCAGUGUCGACGAUCACCCAUCAUUAGUCCAUCACAGCAGCAGUCAAAUUUGACUUAUGGAAAUACCGCACCGACUGUUUAUCCGCGUGUUUUAGGAGUGACAAAUUGGACCGCUCAAAUAACUACACCUUUACGAAAUACAGGAGUUGUGGCGAAAAUUCCAGAUCAACAGAAAGAAAACGGGCUAAACUCGAUUGCUAUAACACCACCAACUGAAGCAAAAACCUUGACAGGAUGCGCAAGAACUAAAACCUAG
Acanthocheilonema viteae is the source of this 1494-nucleotide messenger RNA. The record is from the annotation of a GenBank genome assembly. NCBI's taxonomy places the organism in Eukaryota, Metazoa, Nematoda, Chromadorea, Rhabditida, Onchocercidae.